AUGAAAGUCGCAACGCUGCAGUUUGCCCCUCGUCUGGGUGAUAUCGAUGGAAACAUCCAAAGAGCCAAUGAAUUGCUCAAGGAUGGGAAAGUGGUGCAAGGCGUUGGGAUUGGGAUUGGACUAGAUCUCCUCAAGCCGGAUGUUUUGAUUUUGCCCGAGUUGGCCUUGACGGGAUACAACUUUCCGUCGUUGAAGGCUAUAAAGCCCUUCCUAGAGCCCGUUGGACAAGGCCCUUCAGCUCACUGGGCCAAACAAACGGCCAAACGCCUACAAUGCAAAGUUUGUGUGGGAUACCCGGAAAUCCACAGAGCAAACGAAGCCCCGGAAGGCGACCCAAGUAAACCCGGAGAGACCUGCUACAACUCCCUUCUCGUGGUGGAUGAGAGAGGUGAAAUCAUCCUAAACUACCGUAAAUCGUUUCUAUAUUAUGCGGAUGAAACGUGGGCAGCCGAAGGCAACCCAGAGCAAGGUUUCCAUCAGCUCACAUUUCGGAACUUAAACCAGAGCACUUUGGAGUCGCAAAUAGCCACCUCUUUCGGCAUCUGUAUGGACAUAAAUCCAUACCGGUUUGAGGCCCCCUGGACAGCAUGGGAAUUUGCUAAUCGAGUACUGGAUACUAAGUCCGAACUGGUCAUACUUUCUAUGGCGUGGCUGACAUCGGUGAGUCGGGAAGAGCUGGACUUCCUCGCUGAUAAGCCGGAUCUGGACACGUUCAACUACUGGAUUCAGCGACUAGUGCCGCUUAUUUGCAAAAAGAUGGGCCAUGAAGUCAAUUUUGAUGGCGAUGAUUCCGAUCACGGCAAGAAGAUCGUUAUUGUGUUCGCCAACAGAGUGGGGGAGGAAGAGGGCGCUGAAGGGGCAAGUUCAGCUCGAUAUGCGGGCACAAGUGCUAUUGUAGCGAUCACACAAAAGCCACGCACCCGUGCAGUAGGUAGGGAACCUUCUCCUGGAAGUGACAAUUCUAGCGAUGAUUCCGAAGGAAGCGAGACGGAGGCAGCGCCGUUUGAUGUGAAAGUACUGUGUUGGGAUCUGAUGGGCGCGACGACGGAAGGUAUCUGUUUUGCGGACACCACGGCAGACCCCAGCAUGGUGUUUGGAUUGGCCAAAGCUUCGAAAUGA
Aspergillus sclerotioniger CBS 115572 is the source of this 1119-nucleotide messenger RNA. RefSeq names its product putative protein N-terminal asparagine amidohydrolase. Gene Ontology annotation, biological process: protein catabolic process. The record is from RefSeq and is a predicted model, not a curated record. The coding region runs from base 1 to 1119 and encodes 372 amino acids. Gene Ontology annotation, molecular function: protein-N-terminal glutamine amidohydrolase activity; protein-N-terminal asparagine amidohydrolase activity. The transcript is spliced from 2 exons. Lineage: Eukaryota; Fungi; Ascomycota; Eurotiomycetes; Eurotiales; Aspergillaceae.